Molecule: messenger RNA, 1035 nt
Organism: Sodiomyces alkalinus F11
Lineage: Eukaryota; Fungi; Ascomycota; Sordariomycetes; Glomerellales; Plectosphaerellaceae
Exons: 2
Coding region: 1-1035 (344 amino acids)
Biological process (GO): regulation of transcription by RNA polymerase II
Cellular component (GO): nucleus
Source: RefSeq, a predicted model, not a curated record
AUGAGCGUCGUUUAUGAACCUAGGAAUUUCAUGCACGAUCCCUCAUAUCCGCCCAUUGGCGACCCAGAUCAAGACCAUCAUGGCUCGCGCAUGUCAUAUCCCUCCCCCGAUGACGUCCCGGACCUGAGCCCAUACAACGCAUCUCCACCGAUGUUGCCGGAUGAUCGCUCCAUGAUCCAAGAAGCGUUGGUCAACGAGGCCGUCAUGGUUAGCGAUGCUGGGCAGCUUAGUAUCUCUACCCCUGCAGGUCUCGUCUCCCUACCCGCCAACUUGACCCACUCGAUGCCUCCCCACGACGGGGAAGACAUAGAAACGGCGACACACUCGAUUCGGACGAAGCACAUUCCUAAACCCGAACGCGAAGUACAGAAACAGGCAGAUGGAAAAUACUAUUGCACCUUUCCCGGCUGCACCGAAGACAUUCAAGUCUUUAAUCGCAAGUGCGAGUGGAGCAAACAUAUGGACAAGCACGAGCGACCAUACCGUUGCGCCGCCGAAGGCUGCGAGAAGCUCCCCGGCUUCACCUACUCGGGCGGCCUCCUCCGACACGAGCGGGAAGUCCACGGCAAGCACGGCGGUCCCAAGAACACCGUCAACUGCCCACACCCCGCCUGCAAACGACACACCGGAAAAGGCUUCUCGAGACAGGAGAACCUGAACGAGCACCUCCGACGCGUCCAUACCCACGAGGGAAGCACCCCGGCCGGCGACGACGCGAGUAGCGACGGCGACAGCGAGAGGGCCGGUGUCAAGCGGAAGCGCUCGCGCAAGAACUCCACAUCCGACGCCUGGGAGGAGAUGCGCGACGAGCUCAAACGCGUCCGGCAGGAGAAUGCUGAGCUCCGCGACCAGAUCGACCGCCACUCCCAACACACCCUCGCCAUGAUGGCCCAGAUUGCCGAGCUCCAGGAGGCCCUCCGUGGAGGCAGCCUCGAUGCAUCGACCAUGGGCGUCGACACUUCCGGCGUCAAUGCGCCAACUGCGUCCAUGAUUAAAAGACCCCUUUCCCCCCGGGGGUUUCUAUUUUCUCCUUGA